AGAAGCCAGAUAAAACCACUGCAAGUCUGCACUCGGCAUCUACCACAAUCUCCCUUUCCGAGCAGUUCAAGAAAACCCUAAAGGACAUAUUUUUAAGAACAAAAUCCAUCAGAUCGAAUCGAAUUCGGACUAACAAUGGCGAUGGCUGCACUGAGACGCGAGGGGAGGCGAAUUGCUGGCCCUCUUAUGUCACCUCAGCCCGUUAACCCCCUGCGCUCUUCUCUGGCUUCGUCCGAGGAGCAUGCCCUUACAGGAGUUCGUUUUAUUUCAACUCAAGUUGUCCGCAACCGUAUGAAGAGUGUUCGCAAUAUUCAGAAAAUCACAAAGGCAAUGAAGAUGGUUGCAGCUUCAAAGCUGCGAGCCAUUCAAACUAGAGCUGAAAAUUCACGUGGACUAUGGCAGCCAUUCACUGCUCUUCUUGGUGACACUCCAAGUGUUGACGUCAAGAAGAAUGUCAUUGUCACGAUAUCUUCAGACAAAGGUCUUUGUGGUGGAAUCAAUUCUACAUCUGUCAAAAUAAGCAGGGGCCUUUAUAAGUUAAACUCUGGUCCUGAAAAGGAGUCUAAAUAUGUUAUUUUGGGAGAGAAGGCAAAGGCCCAACUUGUGCGUGACUCAAAGAAAGACAUUGAGUUAUCAAUAACAGAGUUGCAGAAAAAUCCUUUGAACUAUACUCAGGUUGCUGUGCUUGCAGAUGACAUCUUAAAGAAUGUAGAGUAUGAUGCAUUAAGGAUUGUUUACAAUAAAUUCCAUUCAGUUGUGUCAUUUGUGCCAACAACCUCAACUGUACUAUCUCCCGAGGUUGUUGAAAGAGAAGCUGAAGCUGGGGGAAAACUUGGGGAGCUGGAUUCAUAUGAAAUUGAAGGUGGUGAGACAAAGACCGAAGUGCUUCAGAAUCUCGCCGAAUUCCAAUUUUCUUGUGUUCUGUUCAAUGCCGUCUUAGAAAAUGCUUGCAGUGAGCAAGGUGCUAGAAUGUCUGCAAUGGACAGCUCCAGCAGAAAUGCAGGAGAUAUGCUUGACCGCCUCACGUUAACCUAUAACAGAACUCGUCAAGCAUCCAUCACUACCGAGUUGAUAGAGAUUAUCUCUGGAGCAUCAGCACUUGAGGGUUAAUCGAACCAGGCUUCAUCUGUCUAUCUUCCCUUGUCAGACAUCCGCGAAAUAAAAACAGUGAAGGAUUUUUUUGCACUUUUCUUCGACACCUUAUAGAGCUUUUCUUUUUAUUAAUUUAAAAUAAUCUCCCUUGGCCGAUCUCAUUCGAAGGCAACAGUGUGUGUGGUUUCAACUUGUUACCAGAUUUCCUUUUCUGUUUCGAUCUCUUAGUAUCUUUUGCCGUGAUCAUUUUGCUAUAAUACGAAAAUUGUUGUUUCACAAUGUUUUUCUCUGA
Molecule: messenger RNA, 1384 nt
Organism: Sesamum indicum (sesame)
Lineage: Eukaryota; Viridiplantae; Streptophyta; Magnoliopsida; Lamiales; Pedaliaceae
Product: ATP synthase subunit gamma, mitochondrial
Biological process (GO): proton motive force-driven ATP synthesis
Molecular function (GO): proton-transporting ATP synthase activity, rotational mechanism
Source: RefSeq, a predicted model, not a curated record